Molecule: messenger RNA, 4125 nt
Organism: Didymodactylos carnosus
Lineage: Eukaryota; Metazoa; Rotifera; Eurotatoria; Philodinida; Philodinidae
Source: the annotation of a GenBank genome assembly
AUGUCAUUUACGAAACGUUUGUAUGCCGCAGCAACGUUUACAAAAAACAAACUCCUUAACCUGAAUUAUUUUAAAAGUGGCUCGAAUAACGUUGACGAUAUUCGUUAUGAGAUAAUAACUACACGCUUGUACUUGACACUAUUAGUUUGUAGUCUAAUUAUUUUAAUAUCGUACAGGAGCCUAGCGUAUUACGAGCAAAUUAUCACGAUUCAAUCGCCAUCGUUACUCUUGUACAAUCAGUUACAAGAGCAAUAUCCAGACACACUUGUCUGUCCAUGUUCACAAAUAUCAAUUAAAUAUGAAUCGUUUACCCGUUUCGAUCCGAAAUUUCAAGAUGUAUGCUCAAGUCCUUUUGUUAGCCAACAGUGGUUUGAUUAUAUUGCUUAUGAUAAUAUCAGGCCAAUAAAUAAUCCAUUCUAUUUCCAAUACGAUUUCCGGUUUAUUGGACGAUAUCAAUUUCAAGCUCUUUUACUGCUAUGUCAAAGAGCAAAUCAAACAGUUUAUGAUGCACUAAUACAAUUUUACUCAACUGAACUAAUCACUUCUGAUAUUUUCAAUCGUCAGUUAUUUAAAGCACAAAUAAACGCGUUUAUCGAUCAAUUUAAAACAAUAACACAAAGCUCAUUUCAACUACCAUUCGAUAUGAUAAGAACAAUAAUACAAGGAAAUCAAAUUGUUUCAGGAUUACUAACAAACUAUAUUCCACAAUAUACAUAUUAUAUAGGUUACAGUCCGCUUUACGUCCAACGAAUAGCCCAAAUCUACGGUGAUGCGGGAGAUGAAUACGAUGGAUUUGAUUGUGACUGCUAUUCGACAGCAUCGUGUACAUCUUUUUCAAAACUUUUUAAUACAGACAAUAAUAACGAUGUCGAUGUUAUAAUUUCAAACUGGAAAUCAGGAUGUUAUCCAGUUGAAUCUCUUCUACUGUCAUCUCUCGACUGUUUCAUCAAUAAAGGUUGUUUUGAAAACAUGAAUUAUUUUUUAAGCAUUAACGUAUCAUCCUCGAUGAAUAUGACAAAUCUGAAUACUAUUACUGGCAUAAUGAACAUGACAGUAGGUAAUAUGAUUGAGCAACUGAUGAUUGUGAGUUGGAAUGAUGAAAUCGAUUUUGAUUCGUAUUAUCGUACAUGUCUGCCUUCGUAUUGUUCAUAUUUGGUAAUGGGGAGAACUGCUUUAAUUGAUAUUUUCACGACAGUUAUUGGACUGUGUGGUGGAUUAACAGCGUUAUUAAUGAUAGUCACGCCCUUCUUGGUAGAAAUGAUGCGAAAAAUUGGGCAAUAUAGGCAUGCACUUGUCACAUUGCUCGUUUAUACAUCAUUUCAAAAACACGUUGACAAUGUUCAAAUUCGUUCUCCAACAUUUGAACAUUAUCAACAGUUGUACGAUAAGUAUGGCGAUGAUCUUUCGUGUCCAUGUUCACAAAUCUCAGUCAAAUACCAUACGUUUAUCUCGUUUAACCCAACUUAUCAUCAGGUAUGCUCGAGCGCUUUUAUCACUCAAUCAUGGUUUGACUUUGUAAAUUUUGGUGCUAUGACACUGUUCAACGAUAACUAUUAUACUGACCUCCAAUACGUUGGUUCUUCGCCAUUUCAAGCACUAGCAUUAUUAUGUCAAUUGUCUGAACAAACGGUGAAUGUUGAAAUUGAACGCUUUGGUUUAACUGAUUUAAUAACGCCAGACGUUAUGUCUCAUCAGUUAUUCUUAAUGCAAAUAAAUACGUUUAUACAUAAUUUUAAACAAAAUACACCAAGUCAAUUUAUGCAAACACUAGAACUGAUACAAAUAAUGACAUACGGUAAUCAGUUACUACCAGCCAUGUCCAUCAAUUCACUGACAACACUCGAAGAUAUUGGUAAUCAUCAUUUUCAUAUGCCACCAACGUUUAUGAACUUCAGUAAUUGUAGUUGUAUAACUUCAUCCGAUUGCAUCGAAGAAAUGUAUCUUGCUAACAUGACCCAUGAUUCGCUCUACAACCCAUUGAUUGCUAAUAUUACUCAUUUUUAUACUGGCUGCUAUGUAGUUAAUGCUUUAAUGCAAUCCACUCUUGAAUGUUUUUUCAAUUUAACAUGCUUUAUACCAUUGUUUAGUAUGCUCUCAGAUAUGAAAGCCCCUCAUCCCUUGGAUCUGGUAAAUGUAACCGUCCUCGAUUCCACAAUCAAAAGCCAAUACGAACCAAACACGCUGAUCGAUGUUAUUUUCAAAAAUCUAACAAUUGAAGAAUGGAAAAAUGAAACGAAUUUCGGCAGCUACUACGGACAAUGUGCACCGUCAUUUUGUUCAUAUUCAGUUGCUACACGAAAUAAUUUGAUUUAUAUAAUCACAAAAAUUAUCGGACUAAUUGGGGGUUUAAUGACUGGGCUAAAGUUUCUCGUUCCAUUCUCAGUGCUAGUCAUACGAAAAAUCAUUGAUAAAAUUCAAAAACCACUACCGAUUGAAAACAAUGCUAUUCCACAAAACACUUUCAAUAUUGAAUUAGAUUCAAUUAUAAAUUCAUAUCAAUCACAAACUCCAAUUCCAUUUCUCACGGCGUUCUAUUUGAUGCGUGGAAUGACACAAGCAAAUCAACUUAUGUCGAGUUAUCAGACAAACUACAAAUUUGAUUUGAAUUACAAUUUUUUUGAUUUGCCUGACAAUCUUUUGGGCUCUAUUCUUACGACAUCCGUUUUAUAUGGUGAAGAUGAGUGUGAUUGUGCUCAAACAUCCACAUGUAUACAGCCAUUAAGCAUGUUCAAAAAUUUUUAUACGGGAUGUUAUCCAAUCGAAGCUCUUUUAAAAUCGACACUUGAAUGUUUCUAUGAUAAAACCUGUGUAAGAGAAUCCUCUUCUGUUAAUUUAACAGUUUCACAACAAUAUUCACCAAAUACGACUAUAGCAAAGAUUUUAGAUGGAUUUAUGAUUGAACAGUGGAAUAAUAAGAGUAAUUAUUCAGCCUUUUAUGACAAUUGUCACCCGCAAACUUGCACAUAUACAGAAACAAAACGUUAUGAUAUUCCCUACAUAGUUACAACAACGAUAGGCGUUAUUGGUGGCCUAACAACAAUAAUUAAAAUGGUAUUGCCCACGGUUAGUGAACAUCCUGCAGUAUCAUCAAUGCCUGUUAUUGCAGUAACAUCAAUGCCUGUUAUCGCAGUAACAUCAAUGCCUGUUACCACAGGUCCCAUAAUAUAUUUGUUAACAACGUCCCGUGAUCCAAUUCAGGCGCUUUGCAAUACAACAAGUGGUACCAAUAGUCAUUCAGCAUAUGCUGGCUAUGAUAUAUGUCAGUAUCCCCCAGAUGAAGCAGCUGCGAAUGCAAUCGAUCUGGAUGUGUCAACAAAAUACUUGAACUUUGGUAAUGUAAACUACGCCACGUUGUCCUAUAGCCCAGCGAUAAACACCGGUUUCUGCAUUAAACCGACAAUCAACGAUGGCCAAGGAACAAUUGUCAGACAAGUCCAAUUUGUCACAGCCGAUGAUCACCCGAUCCGAGAUCCAUUAACAAUUACAUUAGAGGGCACGAACUCGUCUAGUUUGAUGACGAAUUACGAGGGACCCGUCUGUGCCACAGAGCGAAUGGUUUUGUUGACACCAUUAAACGAUACUCUUAUUUAUGGUCUAUGUAACACGACAGCUAGUAACAAUGGUCAGUUGGCGUUUCCUGGCACCAAUGAAUGUAAUUAUCCAUCGGAUCAAUCACCAAUUUCAGCUAUCGAUAGCGAUAUGUCUACAAAAUACUUGAAUUUUGGCCUAGGUGGUGAUAAUACCAUCGUAACACAACAAAAAGGAGCUACUACCGGAUUUCUUACUGUGCCUAAGUCAAACCGUAGUAGUAUUGUCCAAGGGUUGCAGUUUCACACAGCGAACGAUUAUCCAGAGCGUGACCCACUAACAGUUACGUUGGAAGGAAGUAACCAGGUUAACCUCAACCAACUAUUAUUGCGUGCGAGUUGGGUACUUAUCUACAAUGGAUCGACUGGAAUAAACGCAACACAAAAUCCGGGGCGAUAUACCAUGGGUGAUCGAGUGAGCUCAAUAAAUAGCGCUAAUAUCAGCUAUAAAAGUUAUCGUUUGUUAAUAACAUCACAGCGUGACUACGAAACUUGUGUUCAAUAUGCAGAAGCACGCCUAUUAGGAUAUUAUGUAUAA